Trichosporon asahii var. asahii CBS 2479 is the source of this 783-nucleotide messenger RNA. RefSeq lists its product as uncharacterized. Gene Ontology annotation, cellular component: chromatin. Gene Ontology annotation, biological process: regulation of transcription by RNA polymerase II. The record is from RefSeq and is a predicted model, not a curated record. The transcript has 2 exons. The coding region runs from base 1 to 783 and encodes 260 amino acids. Gene Ontology annotation, molecular function: DNA-binding transcription factor activity, RNA polymerase II-specific; RNA polymerase II cis-regulatory region sequence-specific DNA binding. Lineage: Eukaryota; Fungi; Basidiomycota; Tremellomycetes; Trichosporonales; Trichosporonaceae.
AUGGCCCCCGGAGGUUACCCUUGUCCUGAGCCAGGAUGUGGCAAGUCCUUCUCCUCAAGCAGCCACAUGAGGCGUCAUGUCCGUAACCACAAGGGCGAGCGCGCGUUCACUUGCGAGCACUGUGGACAGUCCUUUGUCCGGAGAGAAGUCUGGAGGCGUCACGAGGGCCUGCACCUCAACCCCCAGUCUGCGCGUCCGAGGAUCAAGCCCGUUCGACGACCCGACGCCGCCGCGCCCCUGACGUCCGCCAACAUGGGCACGUCUCAACCGAUAACCCGAGUGACGACUACCGCGACGACGUCUUCCUCGUCCUCUGGACCUCACGUGCCGGCUGUUCACCCUCCUCCCAUCAUGCGCGAGGACCGCAGCCCGCUCGAGAACUACUCCCCUCCUCAGUACGCCUACGGCCACACUGAGGUCGACAUCCAGCCCGUCUACUACCCGCCUCCUCACUGGGUCCAGCAGGUCGACUAUGUGCCUCACCACAUCCCGCCCCCUCCUUCGGCACACCCUCACCCUCAGCAGUCCGGCUACUUCCCCCAGGCGCCUACCGGAAUAGAGAACUGGCUGGACCAGAUCAUCACGCCGCCUCAGGCGGGGUUUGGGCCCAUGAAUGGUGGCUACGACACUACUCCCCCGAAGGAGGUCUGGCCUGAGCAGGAGUACCACUACGAGAACCAGAACGGCGCCGUCGACCUUCGUCUUCGCGAGUACUUUUUUCGGCCACAGCCUACCCCUGUGGGUAGGCCAAUCGACGACAACCGCGGUGGUCGGAGGCACUAG